UCCAGUGGUCGCGUGCGCUCAGGCAGCAGAAGUCGCCUCGUCUUCGGGACCAUCUACCUGCUGGUGUGACUAAACAGUGCACCCGUGCAUUCACUUAUGACAUUGGGAUUUGACCCACUCUACUGUGACCAGAUACCAUGUUACAACACAGGCGAACUCACUCAUGUACCUUACAUGUAGUGAGUCUGUGCUCUCUCACAAGCGCAAGUCAGCAAUGGAUACCAAAUCUCAAGUGGAAUACGCGGCUGUUCCCCUUCAUUUCGAUGCAGAGAUGACUUCCUACGUCGACCCUCCACCGAGCUGGGAAGAAGUAGUCAGCCCAGCGGAGGAGCAAGACAUGGAUGGGCCAGCAGAGCUCCCGCCCCCUGCGCCCAGCCGGCGAGCUCUGAUCUGGAGAAACCGACGAUAUAUCAUCGUGUUCCUGGUGCCUCUCAUCCUGUGUCCAAUCCCUAUCGCCAUCAACAAUUCUAUCGGCUACACGGCCUACAGCAUCCUGAUCAUGGCAAUCUUUUGGUGCACGGAGGCGAUCUCUUUGGCCGUGACGGCUCUCUUACCCCUCGUCCUCUUCCCGCUCUUCGGGGUCAUGCCGGCGAAGGAUGUUGCAGUCCAAUACUUCAAGGACACCAAUCUGCUUUUCUUCGGCGGCCUGAUGGUGGCUGUAGCCAUCGAGGACUGUAACCUGCACCGAAGGAUCGCCCUGGCUGUCUUGAUACUGGUGGGGUCCAAGCCAAGAUGGAUGAUGUUAGGUUUCAUGCUCAUUACUGCGUUCCUGUCCAUGUGGAUUAGUAACACCGCCACCACUGCCAUGAUGUUGCCGAUUGCGCAAGCUGUGCUACAGCAACUGAAAAAGGAUAACUUGAAACAGAAAGAUGAAAACACCAACCAGGACUGCAGUGAUGCAGAUACCAGAAGUGGGCGGGCCCACAGAGACAAGGAAGGAGAGGAAGCCAUUGCCAUGGAGGAGGUUCGGGUUAGGGGAAGUAUUGAUCAUCAACCUCACGAUAUCUACCGUCGUAACCUGCUGGAAGAGAACGAGCAAGAAUCUCGCUAUAAUCUCAUUUGCAAAGGCAUCGUGCUGUGCGUACCUUACGCUGCCAACAUCGGCGGUACAGCUACGCUGACAGGCACAGGUCCAAACCUCAUACUGGCUGGUCAGGUUAGCAGUUUGUUCGGGUCCGAGGCUGAGGUCAACUUUGGUGAGUGGAUGAUGUAUGCCGCGCCUGGUAUGCUGCUCUGCUUGCUUCUGAGCUGGAUCUGGAUGCAGAUUGUUUACGUGGAUCGCUGGUGCUGCAAGAAGCUGGGCCAGGAACUCGACCACGAGGGCGCCGCCAAAGUGAUCCGUCAGGCCUACAAGGACCUUGGACCCAUGUCGUUUGCCGAAAAAGGUGUCCUGGGCCAUUUCAUCCUAUUGAUUGUGCUGUGGAUAAGCCGUAAACCAGGCUUCGUGACCGGCUGGUCUGCGCUCUUCCCCGAUGGUUACGUGACCGACUCGACUACAGCGAUAUUUGUCUCUAUCCUACUCUUCAUGUUUCCGUCCCGGAUGCCCAAAUUCUUGUGUGGCCGGAGCUCGAAAGAAGACCUCAAGGAAGAAAAAGGGCCCUGUCCUGCCCUUCUUGAGUGGCCGAUCGUUCACAAGAAGAUGGCUUGGCUUGUGAUUAUCCUCCUUGGUGGGGGGUUUGCGCUGGCAGAAGCAUGCAAGGUGUCAGGUCUGUCAGCUUGGAUUGGUGAGCGGUUCACUGCGCUGGAUAGCUUCCCUCCCUUUGCUAUCGCGUUAGUGGUGUCCGUCAUUAUCGCUGCCUUCACGGAAGUCACCAGCAACACCGCUACAGCAACCAUCUUCCUUCCCAUACUUGCUAGUUUGGGGACGAGUAUCGGCGUCAAUCCACUGUUCCUGAUGCUACCUGCCACCGUGGCCUGCUCCUUCGCCUUCAUGCUGCCAGUAGCCACGCCCCCUAAUGCCAUCGCCUUCGCCUACGAGCAAAUCACUGUCAUGGACAUGGUAAACAAGCCUCACUAUUAAAGAAAACACUUAUUCUGUGUAUAAUUGGUCAUGGAGAAAUUUGGGAAACUAGCGUAGGUAAUUCGGUACCCAGGCCAGAUGUCAUCAAUACCAUUCGGUUGAUAAGCAAAUAACCUUUAACAUGAAAAGUUUUUUCACAUGGACUGAUGGAGUUUUUUUUUUCAAAAAUACUGUUCAAAGCUACUUUAAACACUGGGUGUACUCGAUGGCAUUAAGUGAAGUCCCAGGGAGGCGGUAACCUAAUGUUUACGAGCUAGUGUCAGCCAUGAUUAAGGAGAACAAGCGGCUAAAGGUCGGAACUUCAGAUUCAACUGUAUCUUUAAUAGUCGUGGUGAACUGUUAACAAGAUAAAUACAAAGAAAUAAUCAAGAUCCCGUGGAAUUCUAAUCGUGCACUUUGAGGAAAAUAUGUCAAGCUCCUAUAUACGAAAUGAUAGAAAACGGAGAAGUCGCUAUACACGUACUGAGGACUGGCAGCAAUACUGUUACAAAGGAGCAGCCAUGGAUUUUUUAUUCUAGGGUUGAACUGCCAGAAAAAUUUACAUGUAGGUAAACAUCUAACAUCAACAAAAACUGUCAAGAACUAUAAAAAAAAUAUCACAAUUUGUACAAGAAAAUCGAAAUCACUUUAAUCUAAGCAAAGGCUAUAAGCAUGCAUUCUAGAAUCGCGCCGAACCAAAUUAAAAGCAAAUUUUGAAUUAC
Acanthaster planci (crown-of-thorns starfish) is the source of this 2721-nucleotide messenger RNA. RefSeq names its product Na(+)/citrate cotransporter-like. Gene Ontology annotation, molecular function: transmembrane transporter activity. The record is from RefSeq and is a predicted model, not a curated record. Gene Ontology annotation, cellular component: plasma membrane. Gene Ontology annotation, biological process: transmembrane transport. Lineage: Eukaryota; Metazoa; Echinodermata; Asteroidea; Valvatida; Acanthasteridae.